AGUCAUGUCUCGUCUUCACAGCCGGAAGUGAAAACAGAACGUCGCGUCCAAGAUGGUGGCCACCAGAAGAGGAGGACGCGUGAACUCUCCGACUAAAUUAGCCGAGGAAAAGCAGUCUGUGGUCCAGGCCACACCCCCCACCACCCGAAGAACCAGGAGGGCUCAACAAGAUGAAUGCCCUGCCCAGCAGACCAUCACAGAAGCCUGCAGUCAGCAAAAGAAGAGCAAAGGUGGACCCUUAGAUACGCCUGCCACCACCUCAAAGCGAAGAUGCACCAGAACUUCCAGACUCCACAGUCCAGAUCAGCCCUCCACUCCAGUGGGCUCCAUCCACGAAGGGGACACGUCUGAUGUGGAGUCUCUUUGCUCUGCGGUGUCGGACAUCGAGCCACCACUUACACGGACCAGAGGAAGGAGGACACAGCUCCGUGAGAAGCUUCAGGAACAUGAGACAUCUGAGGUGGAGUCGAGCUCCUCUGCCGUGUCUGCAGCUAAACCUAGACUUCGCAGCAGUCGAAGCACAAGAAGGAAUCUGGCUCAGACUUCUGACUCUGCAAAGACUGAGGUGGGAGAUGGCAAAGGGGAAAUGGCGCCGGAGACUGAGUCCUGCAGCUCUGUGAUGUCUGAAUCUCAGAGAGUCACAAGAAGUCAGAGGAAAGUCGUUCACACCAGAUCAUCCGCAAGACGACACACUGAGGAUUCAGAGCUCUCUGAGGCUGAGAGCUGCUCAUCCAGCGUGUCGGGACGGCGACCCAGAAGGCCAAUCCGUCCUAUUCCCAUGCACCUGGAAGAGCUGUCUGAAAGCUCUCAGUCCCCUUCCAGAACAACUCGACAAACCAAGGCAAUGAGAGGGAAAGCAGCUUCCACUGAGGAAGACGAUAAGAUACCGUGUUGUGACUCUGAAGGGUUUGAGUCUGGACCUACUUACAGUGUGAGCACUUGUAGACCGGGUAGAACCCGGUCUGCUGUUUCUAAAGCUACUGUGGAUUCAGAAUCCGAGGAGGAAGUGAAUUCAUCAGCAGGAAACAGAGGGACUCCCUGCAGCAGCCGUGCAGGAUCAGGGACCAGCAAUCGGAGAGCUCCAACAUCUAGACGGUCAACAAAAACCAGCGGUGUGGUUUUAGAAAAAAGUAAAGAACCGGGCGAAGAGCAGAGCUUGUUAAAUGAUUCUAAGUUAGAAAGCACCGUGAUCGGAGAAGACCCAGACUGCACUCUGGUAGAGGAAGAAAAGAUCCAAACAUCUGGAGAACAGGAAACUUUGGACAACACUGAGCUCACAUCCAGUGGAGCUCAUGACGAAAAAUUAGAAAAGAAGAAAACAGGUCCAUCAGAUGAUGUGGGACUCUCAGAGUCGGUAUGUGCUGAGCCUGCAGUGAUCACCAAAGACCUGAAGGAGGAGCUGUCCUCUGAAAAUAAAGCUGGAGAGGCCUCGGAAAUGGUGGUGAUGAAGGAAACGAUCCCACCAUCAGAGCCAGUGCAGAGUAUCCAAUCUGUUCCAGUAACAGUAUGCGAGACGGACUCUGAAAUGACAGAGAGGAUCGAGGAGAAGCAGGUAGCUGCAGACAUCCAUCCCAUGCAGGCAGAAGAGCCUGUGGAGGAUGAAGAUGCUGUGGAAAUCCAGCCCAGUGUCGAGGAAAAACUGGAAGUCCAGGCGACAGUAGGCCAGAAGGUAAAGAUCUCAGCAGAGUCUGACUCAGAGGAGCAAUCUAAAGACGUGGUUGUCCAAAAAACGAAAACAAUCAGCCUGCUAGACAGCAGUGACGAUGAAGAUAACUUUGAUGAGGAAGAGGAGGAACUAAUAUCAGAUGAGGAUGAUUUGGGGGGCAGAGCACAAAGAAGAGGAGAACCUUCCAACAUGUCUGAGGAAGCAUCAGUAGUUGAUGGGCUGUUUAUGAUUGACACUCGACCCGGACAAGAUGCUGACCAACAGUUCUACAGAGAGGAAGAGGAGGAUGCAGAUAAAGGAGCUGCACAGGGGGAGGAAGAUGAAGAGUUUAUAGACGACGAGGGGGGCGAGGACGAUGACGAAGAUUCGAAAGUCCUGUUCUCGAGCAGAAACUCUCAGUUGAAAGAGUUGUCCAGCCGUAUUGACCCCGGCCUCAGGGUGAAGGAGCUCGGGGGUUUAUACAUCAGUUUCGAUGGCAGCAAAUCAAAACCCGUCUUCAGCUCACUGCAAAAUCUAGAGGAAAAGAAGAGCCAGGAUGAGGUGAUGAAGAAGAGCGUGAUCGGUCCAGACUUUGAGAAGAAGGAUGCAGUGCCUCCGUACAGUGAAUCUAAACAAGCCUUAAAGUUGAAACGCAGAGCAGAGAGGGAGAAAUCAACUGGAGACGGCUGGUUUAACAUGAAGGCUCCAGAGAUUUCCCAGGAAUUGAAAGGGGACCUUCAGGUCCUGAAGAUGAGAGGGUCCUUGGAUCCAAAAAGGUUCUACAAGAAGAACGACAGAGAUGGCUUCCCCAAAUAUUUCCAGGUGGGCACAGUGGUGGACAGCCCUGCUGAUUUCUAUCAUUCCCGUAUUCCCAAGAAGGAGAGGAAGAGAACCAUGGUGGAGGAGCUGCUGAAUGAUGCUGAGUUCAGACAGUAAAAAAAACAAAAAGAAGUACCAGCAAAUUAUAGCAGAGAAAGCAGCACAAGCAGCUGGGAAGAGGAACAAGAAGAAGAAAUUUCAUAAGAAGAAGUGAAGAUAUGGUGACCCCUGAUUCUGAGGGGCUUUUCAUCAACACUGGCUUUCAGUCCUUCAGCACGACGGGCCUCCAUGAAUCAGAGAGUAUGACGACUGUAUUGACAGUGAAACACUAAGCUUCACUGGAUCCCGAUCUUUGAAGACGAGAUGAUUUCAUAACUGCACAGUGAUCAAUAAAUAAAGAUUAUAUUUGCUACUUAA
This is a messenger RNA of Girardinichthys multiradiatus, 2881 nucleotides long. It is a transcript of the gene dnttip2, whose product is annotated as deoxynucleotidyltransferase, terminal, interacting protein 2. Gene Ontology annotation, cellular component: nucleolus. Gene Ontology annotation, biological process: RNA processing. The record is from RefSeq and is a predicted model, not a curated record. Gene Ontology annotation, molecular function: RNA binding. Bases 53 to 2581 code for a protein of 842 amino acids. NCBI's taxonomy places the organism in Eukaryota, Metazoa, Chordata, Actinopteri, Cyprinodontiformes, Goodeidae. The transcript is spliced from 7 exons.